Messenger RNA from Myxocyprinus asiaticus (Chinese sucker), 2512 nucleotides. RefSeq names its product thrombospondin type-1 domain-containing protein 4-like. Gene Ontology annotation, molecular function: metalloendopeptidase activity. Gene Ontology annotation, biological process: extracellular matrix organization. Gene Ontology annotation, cellular component: extracellular matrix. The transcript is spliced from 12 exons. The coding region runs from base 428 to 2209 and encodes 593 amino acids. Lineage: Eukaryota; Metazoa; Chordata; Actinopteri; Cypriniformes; Catostomidae. The record is from RefSeq and is a predicted model, not a curated record.
GUGUAUUAAAGGGUUAGUAGUAUAGGGGAGAUGCUGCCCUUCCGGCCGUUUUGUCAGCUGGUGGUCCACCCUGCCUCCUGUGAACCUGGGGGAGAGAUGAGGGGAGGCGUGGGGAGAGGGAAAGGGCGAACGGAGAAACACAGAGAGGAGAGAGAGAGAAGAACUUGCUCGCCGGCUCCCAGACGCGCUGUCGCCCGGUCCUCAACUGCUCCUCCAUCCUCUGGUGGACGCCAGCUCGCUCCUCCCCUUCUCGGCAGACGGCCGUGGUUCCUCCAGCUCUCGGCAGCCGACAGCGACCCCUCCAUCCCAAGGCAGACGGCCGCGGCUGGUUCCCUGGUGGAUGGCAGCGGCGAGGACUCCGCGACAGCGCAUCCCUCCUCCCUCCUGGGUUUCGGCACCACUGUAACAGGGCUGUGAGGGUUUCCAGAUGGAUGUAUGCGGUGUGUGUGCAGGAGAUGGGAGCUCAUGUGAGCUGUUCAGUGGGACCCUCUUUCUUUCUUUGCUCUCUGUUGGCUACCACAAGAUCCUGGACAUCCCCAUUGGAGCUCAAAGAAUAAAACUACAGGAAACACAGAAGACACGGAACUAUUUAGCUCUCAGGACAGCAACUGGUAAAGCCGUGAUAAAUGGUGACUGGGUGAUUGACAGGCCAGGACAGUUCUACUCUGCAGGUACUGAAUUCACAUACAAACGGCCCAAUGAGAUCCGCAGCAGAACAGGGGAAUCCAUCACUGCCCCUGGUCCAACCAAUCAGGAGCUUCAUUUGUUUGUCUUAUAUCAACAGCCCAGUCCAACUGUGUUUUAUGAGUACAUUCUACCCAGAGACCCCACAAUCAUCACACAUUCAGAUACAUAUUCUGUCUCUAGUGUACUUCCCCAUGUAGAAAGCCAUGGGCUGUUUGCUGGCCAUGAGAUUAGUAACACUAAAAACUCAACUGGCGACCUUCACCCUAACCAAGUUCCAUUGGACCCUAUGACAUCUGAGCCCCUUCCUCUGUACAGUUGGGUGGCCAUGACAGAAACUCCCUGCAGUGUUACAUGUGGAACAGGCAUUCGUCAGGUUCUGUACAGCUGUAUAGAAAGGGCCACUCAAACUACUGUACCAGGGGAUCUCUGCAGCCAUACACACCAUCCCGGCCCCCAGGUAGAAGACUGUCAAUCGCUGCCUUGCCCAGCCUUCUGGGAUGUUGGGGAGUGGUCUGAGUGCAGUAAAACCUGUGGUCCAGGUUUCCAGUAUCGUCAGGUGAUUUGCCGGCAGACGCAGGGACACCAUGUCAAUAGCACAGUCAUCGUGGCGACCAGCCUCUGUGAUAACACAGAGAUGCUAGAGACGACCACCGUGUGCCAGCUGAAGAUCUGCAGUGAGUGGCAGAUUCGCUCGGAGUGGACAGAGUGCUCAGUGCCAUGUGGAGUAGGUCAGCGCAGUAGAGAAGUUGUGUGUAUGGAUAACCUGGGUGAUGUUGUUUCUGAUGAGGAAUGCAACAUGGCCCUUCGCCCACAGGACCUGCAGAACUGUGACAAAGGAGUGUGUGCCAGCAGCUGGUUCUUCUCUCUCUGGAGUGAUAGGUGCUCUGCAGACUGUGCAGAAGGUAGUCGCAGUAGGUCAGUAGUGUGUAUGAUGAGUCAGACCAACUCUCUGCCACUGGAUAACUGUAAAGAUAAGGAGAAACCAGACGAGCUCACGCCGUGUGACCUGGGACCCUGCACAGAUCAACUGGAAUGGUACACAGGACCAUGGGGACAGUGCUCAUCUGAAUGUGGCAAUGGAACUCAGAGUCGGGGUGUGGUGUGUGUUCUCCAAAGCAAUGGCCAGUUAGAAGUCAACUCAGAUGAUACAUGCUCUCAUCUGCCCCGCCCUACAAAUACACAGACCUGCCAUUUGAAAAGCUGUGGUGCACAGUGGUACAUGACAGCUUGGAGCUCAUGUUCUCGAUCUUGUGAGGGAGGCUUUCGAGUGAGGGAGGUACGUUGCUUGCGAGAUGACCAGACCAUUAGUAAUGACUGUGACCUUGCCAUUGAACCCGUCAGACAAGAGGAGUGUAAUACACACACCUGCAUGCCACAUAUUGAUGAAUCCUGCAAGGACAUGUAUUAUAACUGUGUGGUGGUGGUCCAGUCCCGUUUAUGUGUGUACUCGUACUAUCGCACCACAUGUUGUGCAUCAUGCUCUCGGGUCAUUCAUAGAGACACGCUCGGUAGAAUCAGGUGAUCCAGUGGCAUAUGACAUUACUGCCUCCUUCUUCCUGAACUGUGAUGUCCUUGUCUCUUUGAAGUCAUGACAUCAUUCCCCACCUGUUUUCAGCUGGAUCUGACCCUGAGAUGUCAUCACUGCUCACCUCCUCUGUCUUUCAUUUAAAAAGACUUAAAAAGCAAAGAACACUUGUACGCAUUCACUGCCCCUCCUUUAUAAAAUACAAAGUCAGAAUGCUCCAUGAGCAAUUUUAUAUUUAUUGCAAAUAAAAACUGAGCCUCUUUUAUUUUAUUUAUCAUGUUCAGCAUCUGUCUAAUAAUA